UUCAGCCUUCAAACCCGCCUUCCAAACCAUCUUCAAAACCAAACCCCCCCAGCUUCUUCAAAAGCACCACCAACCAGUCAAAAUGCAGUUCUCCAGCGUCUUCACCCUCCUCACCAUCGCCAUGACCGCCGCCGCGGCUCCGGCCGAGGUCGUUGCCCGCACGACCAUCACUCCCGGGUCCUGCACCAUCCCCAACUACAAGCCCCACUGCUGCCAAAGCUUGUCCAGCACCGGCGGUGGAGUCCUCGGUGGCCUUCUCGGCCUCGACCUCAGCGCCGCGCUCGCCUGCGUUGUCGGUGUCAUCGGUGGCCAAUGCAACGCCAGCGUCAAGUGCUGCAAGAGCGAUGCUACCAACACCGGUAACGCCCUCGUCUUCAUUAACGCGGCCAACUGCGCGUUAUAAGUCACACGGCAA
Molecule: messenger RNA, 415 nt
Organism: Neurospora tetraspora
Lineage: Eukaryota; Fungi; Ascomycota; Sordariomycetes; Sordariales; Sordariaceae
Product: hydrophobin precursor
Exons: 2
Coding region: 83-403 (106 amino acids)
Cellular component (GO): fungal-type cell wall; extracellular region
Molecular function (GO): structural constituent of cell wall
Source: RefSeq, a predicted model, not a curated record